AUGGCAGACCAAGAGGAUGACCCUCCGCGGCGAGGGCGCUCUCCAGCGCCCAUCGAUACCUCAAACCAUCACGUUCACUUCGAUACGACGAGUGUAUCCACCGACAAUGCAUCGAGGUCGACGUCUGCCAUGACCUCCCCGAUGACGGUGGACUUUAGGAACCCAGACGCCAACGACCAGCAACUACCCAAGUUUCCUUCUCUGCACAUCGAUCUGCCACACGGCUCAGGACCGUCGAGGCAAGCUUUCUUGGGAGGCGAUGAUGAGGGCGAUGACGAGAGCAUAUCACGCCCUUUCCAACGAGGCACGAGUCCGAACUUGGAUCUGAAGCGAAACAAGGGUGCAGAAUAUGAAAAGGUUGGAGAUAUAGGAGUCUGCAAAAUGCACAAGUUUACGCUAUACGAAACCGCAACACGCUAUUACUUUGUUGGGCAGGAUAUCAUGGAAACCCGUUUUCGCAUCUUGAAAAUUGACAGGACAUCCGAUUCUGGAAAUCUGAACAUCUCAGAGGACGAGAUUGUUUAUACACGGAAGGAAAUGGACCAGAUAUUGAACGCCAUCGAGGAUGGGAACAAGAGUACUGGCGGAUUGAAGAUACGGACCGUCACAUGGGGAAUUAUCGGCUUCAUUCGCUUUACUGGAGUAUACUACAUGUUGGUGAUCACCAAGAGGAGCCAAGUGGCUAUGAUCGGUGGUCACUUUACCUAUGCGAUCGACAAGACGGAACUUAUUCCAUUGACAACUGGGCCUAGCUCGCGCUUCAAGCCAGACAUUAGAAAACCUGAGGAGGCUCGUUUCAUUGGCAUUCUCAACAACCUAGAUCUGACGAGAUCAUUCUACUAUAGCCCUUCUUACGACAUCACGCGUACUCUACAGCGAAAUAUAAUAGCAGAGAGAGAUGCGUUAGCGAAGGGCAAUCCAUAUCCCCAUGAAAUCGAUUACAAUGCAAUGUUUGUGUGGAACAGUUAUCUCUUGCAACCGGCCGUAGCUGCUCUGAAAAAGACGUAUGACUGGUGUAUGCCUCUCAUCCAUGGCUACAUUGAUCAGUCCGCUAUUUCGAUUUACGGUCGUACCGCGUAUAUCACAGUCAUUGCCAGGCGAUCAAGACAUUUCGCCGGUGCUCGGUUCUUGAAGCGGGGGGCCAACGAUCUGGGCUAUGUCGCCAACGAUGUGGAAACUGAACAAAUCGUUUCUGAGAUGCUGACCACGUCUUUCCACGCGCCGGGUCCGAAGCUCUUCGCUAGUCCUAAUUUUACAUCAUAUGUCCAGCAUCGAGGAAGCAUACCACUCUACUGGACCCAGGACAAUACGGGGGUGACUCCGAAGCCACCUAUCGAGCUCAAUCUUGUCGAUCCAUUCUAUAGCGCUGCUGCUUUACACUUCGACAACCUAUUCGAGAGAUAUGGUGCACCAGUCUACGUGCUCAACCUCGUCAAAGCUCGAGAGAGAACUCCUCGAGAAUCGAAGCUCCUCCACGAGUUCACAACCGCCAUAAACUACCUCAACCAAUUCCUUCCCCCGGAAAAGAAAAUCAUACACAAGGCAUGGGAUAUGAGCCGUGCUUCGAAGAGCCGGGAUCAGGAUGUGAUAGGUACGCUUGAGAGUAUUGCUGAAAACGUAGUUACGACUACUGGCUUCUUCCACAACGGAGAUGGUAAGAUUAGUAUGCCCAAAGUUCAGAAUGGAGUUGCGAGGACGAAUUGCAUUGAUUGUUUGGACCGAACAAACGCCGCCCAAUUUGUGAUAGGAAAGAGAGCGCUGGGACAUCAGCUUCAUGCUCUUGGAAUCAUUGCCGACACUUCCAUCGACUAUGACACCGAUGCUGUCAAUCUUUUCACACAUAUGUAUCACGACCAUGGAGAUACUAUCGCUAUCCAAUACGGUGGCUCGCAGCUCGUAAACACCAUGGAGACCUACCGAAAAAUCAAUCAAUGGACUAGUCAUUCGCGAGACAUGGUAGAAAGCUUUAAGCGAUACUACAACAACUCAUUCCUCGACGGCCAACGCCAAGAAGCAUACAAUCUUUUUCUGGGCAACUACGUAUUCGUGCAAGGCCAGCCCAUGCUCUGGGAUCUUCAAACGGACUAUUACCUUCACCACGCGGACCCGCGCGCCUGGUCCAGCGAAAGAAGACGCAGCUAUAUCGACUGGUACACGCCCGCAUUUCUCGAGAAACGCGUCCUCCCAGCACACGUCGACCCACCGGCCCCCUUAAUUCACAAACCGCUUGUCUACUUUGAUGACUACUGGGUUGAAUACUACAAACCACGUUCUGUGUCCUCUCUUCUGAAAGUAUUCUCCUACAUGGGCAAGCUCAAUUCCACAAUUCGCUACAUCCCCGUGCGGUCUACGCAAGAAGGUCGAUACGAUCUCUCUCCCUUCAAAGUGCGCACCGAGCUGGACCAAGACGUGCCUGACAAGAAGAGGACGCGCAAGGAAGUUACCAUCCUUGAUCCCUCCGAGGAAACCGAAAGCCAAGCCAUAGAUGACGAUAAUUCGUCCAUCAGGUCUAGCGUUACGAUGAAUACGAAAAGGAUCUCGAUACAGAGGUGGCUGCAACCUAUCCACGAGAAGACGGAUGCACACCCGAGCAUCAUGAAAGAGCCACAGCAGCCAACCCUCUCCCCGCCCAAGCAAAAAUUGACGCCACUAGACAAGAGCAAAGCCGCGCAAUGGACCUUCACGCAAGUUGUGCACGAGUCGCUCAACCCAUCCGUGUCCGCACAAGAAGAGACGGACUACGCGCGCUACAUCUCACAUCCACAGACACUGCCGCUGGUAGUCAGUACCGAGAUUCCUGGAGAGAUUGACGCCGAGUACCUGGAAUAUGUGAAUGGCAGCUGGAAGGACGUGAGCAUUGUGACGAGCGAAGGUGAGGAUGGUGCGGAGGGAGGGGAGACAGAGGAAGAGAUGAGAGCUUUUCUUGCGGUGGGCGAGAAUCCGUUGGACGUGAAGGAGGAUGAUUUGGGGAAGAAGAGAUAUAGGGCUUAUCGGAAGUGGUUGAUGGGCAAGAGCUUAUUUAAGCAACAGCCUGUUGAUUGA
Messenger RNA from Drepanopeziza brunnea f. sp. 'multigermtubi' MB_m1, 3042 nucleotides. RefSeq lists its product as uncharacterized. The record is from RefSeq and is a predicted model, not a curated record. Gene Ontology annotation, cellular component: intracellular membrane-bounded organelle. Gene Ontology annotation, biological process: phosphatidylinositol dephosphorylation. Lineage: Eukaryota; Fungi; Ascomycota; Leotiomycetes; Helotiales; Drepanopezizaceae. Gene Ontology annotation, molecular function: phosphatidylinositol-3,5-bisphosphate 5-phosphatase activity.